UCGUUGGGGGUGUGGCAGGAACAUCCUGUUAGCCUCGUUUCGAAAUCUAGUAGCGUCGUGGCAAGCUGUACAUAGUGCAUCUGUUACGAGAAGGAAUAACUUGGCAACAUGAAGGCUCUGAUCCUGGUCGGUGGGUAUGGCACACGGUUACGUCCGUUAACACUCAGUAAAGCCAAGCCCUUGGUUGAAUUUGGGAACAAGCCCAUGCUGCUACACCAGGUGGAGGCACUAGUUGAGGCAGGUGUUAAGCACAUCAUCUUGGCAGUCAGUUACCGGGCCGAGCAGAUGGAGAAGGAACUCAAGUGUUUAGAAGAACAGCUUGGAAUUAAGAUCACAAUAUCACUAGAAUCAGAACCUCUUGGCACAGCUGGUCCUCUUGCCCUAGCUCGAGAGCUGCUCACACAGGACGAUGACCCCUUCUUUGUGCUCAACAGUGACAUCAUCUGUGAUUUCCCCUUUAAAGACAUGUUGCUGUUUCACAGGAACCACGGCAAAGAGGGAACCAUUGUGGUGACAAAAGUCGAGGAGCCCUCCAAGUAUGGAGUCGUGGUGUAUGAUGCAGAGAACGGGAGGAUCAAUCGCUUCGUGGAGAAACCCCAAGAAUAUGUGUCCAACAAGAUCAACGCUGGAAUGUACAUCCUCAGUCCGUCCAUGCUCAAACGUAUCAAGCUGCAACCCACAUCUAUAGAGAAAGAAGUUUUUCCAUUUAUGGCCCAAGAUGGUGAACUCUAUGCAAUGGAAUUACAAGGUUUCUGGAUGGACGUUGGUCAGCCCAAGGACUUCCUGACAGGAAUGUGCUUAUAUCUGAACUCCCUCAAACACAAUCACCCAGAAAAGCUACACCAGGGGCCUUCCAUUGUUGGCAAUGUGCUGAUCGAUCCCAGUGUCAAGCUUGGAAACAACUGUCGAAUAGGCCCCAAUGUUACAUUAGGGCCAGAUGUUGUAAUAGAGGAUGGUGUUUGUAUAAAGAGGUGUACAGUGCUCAAAGGUGCUACCAUCAAGUCUCACUCCUGGCUGGAGUCGUGUAUCAUUGGCUGGAACUGUACAGUUGGGAACUGGGUGCGGAUGGAGAAUGUGUCAGUACUUGGAGAGGAUGUGAUAGUAAAAGAUGAACUGUACAUCAACGGGGGCCGCAUCCUGCCACACAAGUCCAUCUCGGAGUCCGUACCCGAUCCAAGGAUCAUCAUGUGAGACAGUUGUGUGGGAGAUCACUGGAGCAGUUCCUGGCAGCCGCUGGUUCAAGAGUGCUGCUUGUGACAUGCAAGAGAAAUUGUGGUUGUUGCAGCGAAAUCAUAAUGAAAAGCUAUGAAAUGAUGACUUUUAAAAGAUUGAAUUAAAAACUACUUCAAUGACAUUCAUUUGCUCCCUCUAUUAGUUCAAAAGGUUUGACAUGUCAGGAUUUAAUAAGAUGUGAUCUGAUUAACUAAUAUAUUCCUUCAAAUGUUGGAAGAGAUGGAUGGUUGAACUGCCUAGACCACUGGAUAUAUCGUUGUGUCAUGUUUGACUGUUGUGCUUGAGGUCACCUUUUACCUUAUCUUAAACCAUCUAGAAAUGGUAGUUCCUUUUGGGCCAAAAAUCAAUAUAAUUUGUUCACAACAAGACCUUGUUUAAACUGGGAUGGCAGAUAGGAAUAAUUAGCUUGAAAAAGAACUGUACCUGAUUGUCACAUUUUAAGAAAGGUGUUUCUCUAAAGUGGAAACGAAUGGUUGCUUGGUGAUGCCUGUAGGAACAUUUCAUUCACUCUCCUGCCAUAUCAAAAUUUUAUUUUCAUUGGACAUUCACUGUCUUCAAAAGAGAGAUACCUGAUAUUAUGUAAUUAUCAAUGCUCUACUUGUCAUGAUAGUGUCAUUCAACCCCUGGUUGAAGGUACUUAAGGGUCCUACUGCUGAUUGUGUUCAAUUACAAUGUGUAUAACACCAUAUGAGUUGAAGUAUUGACUAGUUAUUGCCAAAUCACUGUCCUUAGUUGGGAGUGUAUGUUGCUGGGAUUAACUGUGCACCAUUUUAUGAAUGUGAUUCAUGUAACAAUUCUUACAAAUGUCCACUUCGCCAAUUUGACAACUUAUCAUAAGAUUAUGUAUAUAUUCUCCUAUUUUUGUUGUCAUUAGGAAAUGGUAAUUCUGCCUAUGAAUUGUUAAUGCUUGUGAGAAAUUGUGUUUCAUAUUUUUAUGUCAUAAAUUCUUAACUGCCACAAAGAGGAAGAUGAUGUAUCAUGAUGGUGUGUGACUGUAGGAACAGGUCAAAUGGCAGUAUUGUGUGUGCGUAGGCUGAUAGUCAAAGUACAGUAUUUGCUACUUGUACUCCAUUGAUUCACAUUGCUGUGACAUGCAUUCUUAUGAUUUUUUAACAUUUCAUAUUCAUGGCUUGAAAUAGUCUCACCACUGUGUUCAUUCUGUGCUAGACAUUCUAGGAAUACAUGCGAGACAUUGUACUCGCACAUGCUAGGAAUUCUGUGAGUACAUGUACAGACAUGAAAAGACACAUUUGUUAAAGUUUGAAUGUAGAUGCAACCAAACUUGUGAUUUACCUAUAGUUAUGAUACUUAAUUUUUUUUAUGUUGUCACAAGUCAAAACUGGCAGGCUUUAUUUCCAGCACUGAUGUGUCUAUACAUCAGAUACACACGCAAUGUUUGUUGUGUGGAUAAUGUACCUGGGAAUGGCUCUUUCCUUGUUGGUAUGUUCUAUAGUGCGGACAUAUUUAACAUUGCAGGUUGAGAUAACAUGAGUCGCACAUCAAACAUCAAUAUUCCCGGUUUUGAUAUAGAAACAUUCUCAAAAACUAUGUCCCUGAGUAUAAUUUUACAUUUAUAAAUGUGUAGAAAAUCUUGAAGACAUCUUGACCACGAUGUUUGUUGGUAUGAUUUACACAUGUGCUGACAGUUGUUAUUGUUCUUGAUUGAUAUUAUGUUACAAGUUUUCAUUCUGACGCAUAAUGGAUGCAUUGAUAGAAUUCCAGCUUUACACCAUCCCGUACAUGGCUUUAUAAUUUUGGUUUGUCCUAUGUUGAACAUUAAUAUGCUCCAUCACUGUAGAUAAACACCCUGAACCUGCUUGCAUGCUUACAUUUUAUAAACAGCUGUGGAUGCACUUCAAGUAGAUGGUAGAUCUGACUGUAUAGUGACAUUGAGGGAGUCUAAUUGGCUUAUUUAUUUGGGGGCUAUAUUUGGUACCCAGGGUGUGUUGAUAUGAAGAUAUUGACCUGGUUGUGGUUUUACACACCGGACCAGUUUAUAUUAUUUAUUUUGUUGGUACCUGAAUACUUCAGCUGGGUUUUUAGGAUGAUAUUUAGGCUAUUGUAGCACAAGCACUUGCAGAUGGCUUCAAAGGAAUAAGUUGUUGAGAAAGUAUUAAUGGGGAGUUUGGAUUUAGAUAACGAACAUGUAUUGUCUGUUAUUGAAAUUUGAUCUCAAAUAUACGGGAAAGAAUCUUCGUGAUGAUAGUGCCACAUUGCAGUUUGUGUAUGUGAUGACCUCUACAGCAUGCGGUGUGGAGAAGUGACACACACAUGCAAUCGUACGUUUUGCUCACGACAGACAGAAUGUGGGAAUGACAGCUGUUGGUUGUGUAUAUGUUGAGAGAUGUACAUAAGCUGUAUCAUGACCAUUAAAACAUUUUCUACAUU
Haliotis rubra (blacklip abalone) is the source of this 3621-nucleotide messenger RNA. RefSeq names its product mannose-1-phosphate guanyltransferase beta-like. Gene Ontology annotation, biological process: cell wall mannoprotein biosynthetic process; GDP-mannose biosynthetic process. The record is from RefSeq and is a predicted model, not a curated record. Gene Ontology annotation, cellular component: cytoplasm. The coding region runs from base 109 to 1191 and encodes 360 amino acids. Gene Ontology annotation, molecular function: mannose-1-phosphate guanylyltransferase (GTP) activity; GTP binding. The transcript is spliced from 10 exons. NCBI's taxonomy places the organism in Eukaryota, Metazoa, Mollusca, Gastropoda, Lepetellida, Haliotidae.